Messenger RNA from Ochotona curzoniae (black-lipped pika), 2044 nucleotides. It is a transcript of the gene PSME3IP1, whose product is annotated as proteasome activator subunit 3 interacting protein 1. The coding region runs from base 558 to 1322 and encodes 254 amino acids. The record is from RefSeq and is a predicted model, not a curated record. The transcript is spliced from 8 exons. Gene Ontology annotation, cellular component: nucleus. Lineage: Eukaryota; Metazoa; Chordata; Mammalia; Lagomorpha; Ochotonidae.
CCAGCUGCUUGAACAUCGCUUCUGCCUCCCAGUGUCUGCUUUAGUGGGGGGCUGGAGUUGAAGCUGGAGCCCAGUGUCACAGCCAGGCACUCUGAGACAAGAUGUGAAUGCUUUAAGCUAAAUGCCUGCCUGGUUAAUUAUCUUUGUGAAAGUUAAAAGUGUGUCUGUCUGUGUGUUUCCUAAUUUCUCACAGUUUGAUUUGAUCUCUUUCCCUUUUAAAAUGUCAUAGUUAUUUAUGUCGCCGAUUUAUUCCUCCUCCAUGCCUUGAGUGCAAACAAUCUUUUUCUCACUCCUGAAGCUUGUCCAGAGCUUAGCAUGGUUCUUCGUAGUAAUGACAAACCUUUCAAAGCAUGUGCCAAACACUGUGCUGAGUGCUUUACAUGAAUUAUAUUGUUGGCCUUCGCAGAAGCUCUGUGUUGUGCAGAACUGCUUUGAUCCUCAUUGGCAUAUCAUUACCAGUGAUACAGACUGCAUGCCAUCCCUGAGGCUCCUUGUGCACCUACCAUUCUCCAGCUGAAUCUGCCUAGAAGCAAGAGCAGUAGACUCAUUAUUCCAUUAUGGAUGGAGGAGAUGAUGGUAACCUUGUUAUCAAAAAGAGGUUUGUGUCAGAGGCAGAACUAGAUGAACGGCGCAAAAGGAGGCAAGAAGAAUGGGAGAAAGUUCGAAAACCUGAAGAUCCAGAAGAAUGUCCAGAGGAAGCUUAUGACCCCCGGUCUCUCUAUGAAAGACUACAGGAGCAGAAAGACAGGAAGCAGCAGGAAUAUGAGGAGCAGUUCAAAUUCAAAAACAUGGUAAGAGGCUUAGAUGAAGAUGAGACCAACUUCCUUGAUGAGGUUUCUCGGCAGCAAGAACUAUUAGAAAAGCAGCGAAGAGAGGAAGAGCUGAAAGAACUGAAAGAAUACAGAAGUAACCUCAAUAAGGUUGGAAUUUCUUCAGAAAACAAGAAAGAAGUGGAGAAGAAGCUGACUGUGAAACCCAUAGAAACCAAGAACAAGUUCUCCCAAGCAAAGCUGUUGGCAGGAGCUGUGAAGCCUAAGAGCUCAGAGAGUGGCAACAGUGUGAAAAGACUGAAACCAGAUCCUGACCCAGAUGACAAGAAUCAAGAGGCUGCAUCCUGUGUGUCUGUCGGAAGCACUUCCCUGAGUGGUCCCUCCAUCCACUGCCCCUCUGCUGCAGUCUGUAUCGGCAUCCUCCCAGGCCUGGGUGCCUACUCGGGGAGCAGCGACUCUGAGUCCAGCUCAGACAGCGAAGGCACUAUCAACGCCACAGGGAAGAUCGUCUCCUCCAUCUUCCGAACCAACACCUUUCUGGAGGCUCCCUAGCUCCCCUGUCCUCAGCACAGGGAGCUCCUCUCCUCCAAGUAGUUGGACUGUUCAUCCUGCCUGUGGGCGUUACCUCCCCUCAGAAACUCAGCGUCUGCCUCCUGUACACACCAUGUUUUUAACCUGACCCAAAAAUGUGCCAGAACCCAUUUGUGGCCCGAAUUGCAUUUAGUUUCUUUCUACUCCAGUGCAGAUGACCAGACCUGUCCUGCUGCCCCUUCCUUCUCUGAUGGGAUCAGCUGGGGGCAAGGCGCAGCAGAAAUUCCUGGGAGGAUCGGCACCAGCUGGCUUGCAAAGGGCUUGGGUUAUAUUGCUUUCUUGUUUUCCUUCUACAAUAGUGCUGGAAAACAAGGGCAGUAACUGGACAGGUCGUAUCUACCUGUCCUAGUGUAGAUGAACAAACACAUUGCUUGGUUCUGCUGCUCUGUGGGGUAUGUGGGGGAGGAGAAGUGACCCAGGUGAGACAUGGAGCACAUCCUGGAGCUCACCAGUUUUUGAUGUUGUGUGACUAAGAUGACAGAGUACGCUUGAGGGGGUGUCCGUAGCACUCAUUGCUGUCCUGUCAUCUUUCUUACUCGGCCUUUCUCCGUCCUCUCUGCAUCUGGUUCCCUGUAUGUGGGAAGGGGCUGCAAAGAAAGCUGCCACCUUCUAGUCAGACCUUUCUCUGCCUGGUUGCUUUGUUUUUGUUUUUGAAAUAAAGGACUUCAGUUUAAGAUUCUGAA